Caenorhabditis auriculariae is the source of this 4269-nucleotide messenger RNA. The record is from the annotation of a GenBank genome assembly. NCBI's taxonomy places the organism in Eukaryota, Metazoa, Nematoda, Chromadorea, Rhabditida, Rhabditidae.
AUGUCGAAUCAUAAAAUCGGACUCAUCGCUGCGAUUUCUUACACAAUUGGCGAUAUAGUCGGAUCAGGUUGGUUUCUGAAUUUUUAAUUAUUUUUUAAGUUUCCUGUGAAAAUUUUUAGUGCCCACUACAGAGGUACUCUAUUUAGUGGCCACUUCAGUGGUCCAUCCAGUAACUCUGAUAAUUUUUAAACAAACACAUUGGACCAGUUAUGUUGACCCCUAAAGCAGCCACUAAAGUCUUUAAUGGUCUAGUAAUAGCACUCAGACUUCUAUAGUGGCCACUAAUUUUAACCCCUAAAGUGGCCAAUAAUUUGACUAAUAUAGUGGCCACUUGAACGUCAAAACCCUAUAGUGAGCCCUAAACAUUUUCGCAGGGUCACGCAAAAUUUUUGAAAAACCCUAAUUUUAUGCGCUGCCAAAAUAAAGGCAAAAGAAAAUUUGUGCGCUUCUAACUUCAACUAAAGAAAAAAACGAUCGAAAUUUAAAGAAAUUGGGAAAUUUUAUUUAUUUUUUUGUACCUAAUAUCUUUUAAAGGCCGGAAAAAUGACCAUAUUCCUCAUAUUACAGGAAUUUUCGUUUCACCCACUUCAAUUCUGAAUCACACGGGAUCUGUCGGCCUUUCUUUGUGUGUCUGGGCUCUUUGUGCAUUUAUUUCCCUGUUUGGAGCUCUCUGCUAUAUUGAGCUUGGGACGACUAUUCGGAAGUCGGGAAAUGAUUUUGCUUUCUUGUCACAUUUUGGGUGGUGAGUAUGAUAUUUUAAUUAUGUGAAAAUAGAUUUUUUUUUUGUUUUCAAUGGUUUAUUAUUCUUCUUUUCUUCUUUUUGUUUUUUUAUAAGAUUAAAAAUUCCCAUUUUGCAGCUUUACCCUCCUAAAUUCGAAUUUUAGGCACCCAAUCGCCGCAGCUUUCAUGUGGACUUCGGUAACAUUAUCCUACCCGUCCACGAUGGCUAUCCAAGCAAUCACUUUAGGGGAAUAUGUUGUCACAGGUUUUUUUCCCUUGAAUAUUUUUUUCUUUAUGAUGAUAUUACAGGCCUCAAUAAUUGGAUCGACAUGGAUCCUAGCUCCAAUUUUUAUGCUUAUCGACUAAUUGGAUUUUCAGUUAUUUGUAAGUUAUUUAAAAAUUUUUUUGAAACCUGAAAAAAAUAAUUUUAUCAGGGCCUCUGAUGUUUCUGAAUUUUUUCUCGUUGAGAAAAGUCGCCGCUUCGUUUCAAAUCGCUGCGACUGGCGCCAAGUUACUCGUUUCAGCUAUUAUUAUCGUCACUGGGAUGUACUUUUUGAUUUUCAAACGUGGGUUAUUUUUGGUAUGAACUCUUAAGUGAUCACUCGAGAUGGGAAACUUGGGUCGAUGAGAUAAAGGAAAAUGGAAACUUCAGUAUGCAGCUUAGACAAUAAAGCUUCUCCUACAAUCCUUAAGGGAUCACUUAGGAUGAAUAAGGAAAUCGAUGAUUUUUCUUGCUUAAGUGAUCACUUGGGGCGUCUACUAAAAGUUAGUUUUCUCUUAAAAACCUUGAGUGACCUUUUAAGAUCUCUAACUUCUUGAGUAUCUACUUGACUGUAAUCCCUUAAGCGACCACUUGGGUAGUUUAUCAGCCAGUACUCACGAGAGAUCACUUGAAUGACCUUGGAAAACCUUUAGUGGCCACUAUAGAGGCUCGCCAAGGACUACUUGGAGAGGACACUAAAGUGGCCGCUAAACCCAACUCUAUAGUGACCACUAUUUUCUGUUUUAGUGGCCACUUCAGUAUUUUUUCAUCCAGUAUUCCUUCCAGUAACUCUGAUAAUUUUAAAACAAACAGAUUGGGCCAGUUAUGUUGAUCCAUUGACCUCUAAAGCGGCCACUAAAAUCUUUAGUGGUCAGUAGUAACACUUAGACCUUUAUAAUGGCCACUAAUUUUAACCCCUUAAGUGGCCACUAAUUUUAACCCCUUAAGUGGCCACUAAUUUGACUACUAUAGUGACCACUAAAACAUGAAAACCCUAUAGUGGCCACUAAAAAUUUUCCCAGACCUUCAUAGCUUGAAUUUCUUAUAAAUCGUCGGAAAGUGGUCAAAGCCUAAAGUGAACCGCUCUUCAGAAAGUACCUCGAAUUUUCAAAACAGCUUCUCUGGAACUGUUUGGAAACCUGACCAACUGGUCCUUGGCGUUUAUUCGGGCCUCUUUGCCUACAACGGCUGGGAUGUCCUCAAUUUUGGCGCUGAGGAAAUUGAGAAUCCUCGAAGGUGACGUCAUGAUGAGAUUCUGAAGACGUGACACUUUCGAUCACCUUCAGAACGCUUCCGAUCGCCGCCCUGACCGGAAUCUUCAUUUCGGCCACUGUUUUCAUCUUGAUGAACGUCUCCUAUUUCACUGUCCUCACGGUUCAGGAAUUCAAAGAGUCGCCGGCGGUCGCUGUGGUCAGUUUUUCAGUUGUCAUAUCCAUUCUGAACAUUCCCGUGAACUUCCACCUACAGAAAAGCUACCUAUAGUAAGCCCUGCUCAGAUAUUUGCAGAGAAAACCCUGGGCGAUUUCCAAUAUGCUGUACCUUUCCUGAUCUCCGUUUUGCUCGUCGGAAGCUUGAACACGGGCGUUUUUGCGUGCAGCAGGUAGGGUUUUGUGAAAAAAUGGCCAUGAGAGGUGUUAUUGCGCUCUAUGGCUAAUUUCUGAAUAUGAGUUUAAUUAUAUGCCGGGGCCGGCCCGUCAGCCCGACCCGACCUCAGCGAGGCCUCAAAAUAGCCAGUCCGGCCCAAAAUUUUUUGACCAAUUUUUCAGCAGAAACUAAUCUCGGGCAAAGUCUAAAUGGUGGAUAAUGACCGCUUAAAGGAAAAGGCUGAAAAAAGGCCGCAAAAAGGCUGCAAAAAAGCAGCAAAAAACCCAUUAUCGAGCCCUUCAUUUUUUCUGGGGUUUCAAAGGCUCAAGAAUUGGUCGAAAUCGGAAGAGUCAGCAAAAAUGGUGCAUAAUAGCCGAUGAAAUGGCGCAAAAAGGCAGCAAAAAAGGAGCCUUUGUCACUCUAAAGGGAACAUUUCUAUGGAACCUUUUUCCGCCCUUUCCGACUUUGCCUGAGCUAUCAAUCACGAUUUAAAAGUAGAAAAGCCCGGCUUCUUCUCAAAAACGAGCCUAAAGUACAAGCCUGAUAAUUAUGUUAUCAGAGUUCAAGCAGGCUUAAUUGAUGGCCUAAAACAACUGAAAAAUGGCUGCAAGCGCGCCCCAAGGCUAAUCAAAAACUUCAAAGUUAACAAAUAAAUAAACGAACUGCGAAGGAGCCAGUUUAUUCAGAUUUUUUGAUUUUCUUCGAAGUUUCGCAGGUCUCAAAAAUUUUUUCCACAGCUACUCGGACCUUGGUAACGCGAACGGGACGCGAAUCGGACGUGUCGGGGCGUUUCUAGUGACCACUUUAGUAGCCUCAGAACUCUUAAGUGAUCUCUAGAAUCGCCCAGAAACGUCCGGAGCACGUCCGUUUCGCGUUACCAAUGUCCGAGAAUUUUUUGUUUUUCAUUUACUUUCUUCUUUCCUCGUAUACUUUUUUUACAGCAACCUUCAGAUACAUGUAUGCCGGAGCGAAAUCUCACGUGGUUCCUUCCCCUUUUCGAUUAGUUCAUACUCAAUCGAAAAGCCCUCGGAUCGCUGUAUUCGCUGAGGUCUUUUUUGUUCGAAAACUGAUCAGUAAAAAACUUUCAAGGUCCUGAUUGCAAUCGGAUUGUCUUUUAUCGGUAACUUGGACCAGAUCAUCAGCUACAUGUCAUUUGCCCUUUGGUCUCAGAGGACUUUCACCCAGGUAGAGUGGCUAAAGAGCUUGGGUCCGAGUUAGGGGUGGUUGGUUCGGCCCCAGGAGGCGUUUUUGCUUUAAUCCUCACCACAGAGACUUCUCGGACCUUGGUGACGCGAAUCGGACAUGUCCGGGCAUUUCUAGUGACCACUUUAGUAGCCUCAGAACUCUUAAGUGAUCCCUACGACGUCCGAAGCACGUCCGUUUCGCGUUACCAAUGUCCUAGUUAUAAUUUCAGAUCGGCUUCAUCUACUUCAAAUGGAACGGGAAAUUGAAGCAAGACGACGCUUUUACGGUCCCAAUUUUUGUUCCCAUCGUAUUUCUCUUCAUCUGCAUCGCUUUGUUGGUUAUCCCAGCGUAUCAGGUGAUUUUUUGCGCCCGAAAAAAUAAUAAAUUGUUGAUUCCAGGACUUUUAUGUAGCUAUUUACGGCUUAUCGCUGAUUGUUGGCGGAUUCAUCAUCUAUUUCAUAUUUAUCCUUCCCAAGAGGCUACCCAGCUUCCUCUACGUUAUUGAUGGUAUUGAUUAG